ACGGUGAGCAUCUUCCUUCCCCAAAAUCGGGGGAAUGAGUUCCACUUUAAAACCCCAUCAAACCCUACAGUACUGGUAAAUAAAAUAGGAGCUCGCCGUUUCAUUUCUACAUCGCUCACUUCGUACCGCUCCAUUUGCCAAAGUACUAUAUAUUUCUGCUAUCAUGGCGACAAGGAAUUUUGCAAGGCAUGUUUCUCGAAGAUUCUCUAGUGGUGGAAAAGUUCUUAGUGAGGAGGAAAAGGCUGCAGAAAAUGUUUACAUCAAGAAGACUGAACAAGCAAAGUUGGAGAAGCUGGCACAAAAGGGACCCAAGCCAGAAGCUAAACCAGCUGCUACCCCGGGGGCUGGAACUGAUGCCAAACCAAGUAGCUCGGCCCCAACUGCUGGAGCACCAACUGAGAAAGUAUCAACUGACAAAAACCGAAACUAUGCGGUUUUAGCAGGUACUGUAACUGCUCUUGGUGCUCUUGGAUGGUAUCUCAAAUCAAGCGGGAAGAAGGCAGAGGAAGUUCAGGACUGAGAAUGACAUGCAUGUAUUGAAUAUGAGUACAACAAAAGAUAGUUCCAAUGACUAUCACAUAUCCCUGAAUUCAUGUAGUAGUUGGAAUAAAUCAAAUUUCCUCUCCAUUUUUUGUUAUUUCAACUGAUUAUAGUUGUGUUCUGGCAAUGGUGUUCCAGAAAAUUGUUUUUGUUUUCAUAAGUGAGCUUUUUCCAA
This is a messenger RNA of Mangifera indica (mango), 715 nucleotides long. RefSeq lists its product as uncharacterized. The record is from RefSeq and is a predicted model, not a curated record. The coding region runs from base 164 to 520 and encodes 118 amino acids. The transcript is spliced from 4 exons. NCBI's taxonomy places the organism in Eukaryota, Viridiplantae, Streptophyta, Magnoliopsida, Sapindales, Anacardiaceae.